Messenger RNA from Brassica oleracea var. oleracea, 726 nucleotides. RefSeq lists its product as uncharacterized. The record is from RefSeq and is a predicted model, not a curated record. Lineage: Eukaryota; Viridiplantae; Streptophyta; Magnoliopsida; Brassicales; Brassicaceae. The transcript has a single exon. The coding region runs from base 1 to 726 and encodes 241 amino acids.
AUGUCCGCUCCAGUAGCUCACGAUGUCGUCUCUUUCAAGGAUAGAGCAACGGCCGACCAGGUCAAACCUCACAACGAUAUCCUUGUCAUCAAACUGACCAUCCAUGACAUCGACGUAGCAAGAGUGUUGGUCGACACCGGAUGCUCGGCCAACAUUAUCUAUAAAUGCACCCUCGAGAGAAUAGAAAUCGACCUGUGCACCGUCACGGAAGGUCCCAGUCCAAUUUUCGGACUCUCAGGAGACGCUACUAUGACCCGCGGCUCAAUUAACCUCUUGGUUAAAGCUGAGAGCGUCGUAAAAAUCACGGAAUUCUUGGUCGUCGAUCGCCCAACAUCGUACAAUGUAAUCAUUGGAACUCCAUGGUUGAAAUUCAUGAGAGCGAUCCCAUCGACAUUCCACCUAUGCCUUAAAUUUCCGACCCCUCAUGGAGUCGAAACAAUUCAAGGAGACCACAGGAUGUCACAAGUAUGUUUCGCCGCUGAGUUAAAAAGAAACAACUUUGCGAUCGAAGCUUUCCACAAGAAGAAAAGAAAGCUGACUCUCGACGAGGGCUCCCCAGAGCAAAACUCGGAAGUCUUUCGGCAGUCACAGAGGGUCGAAGCUCUAGAAGGGAAGCGCAAACCAACUUGCGAACCGGUAAUCUCGGUCUGUCUCGACGAAUCCCGCCUAGAACGAUGUGUCGAGAUCGGAGCCAACCUCUGCGAACCAACCUCUGCGAACCAUUGA